UAUUCUACGUUUCGAUUUCGAAUUCCGGUUCCGACGAGACGUCAACGCUAAAUUUAUCCGAUUUUUAGUAUUUUUGCUAAUUAAUUUCCGUCAAAGAAUAAUAUCUACAUUCAAGCACAUACCCUGUGAUCACAGAAAAAAGAUUGCAAUACAUAAAUUCAAUCAUGCCACGCGGUAAGUUCACGAACCACAAGGGCCGUAACCGCAAGUUCACGAGCCCAGAAGAGCUAGAAGAACAGCGCAAACAAGAAGAACAGAAGCAAAAAUGGAGAAAAGAACAUGGCAAGGAAAGUUCAAGUGAAGAAGAGUCGGAGGAAGAAAAAUCCGGUUCCGGAAGCGAAGACGAGAGUGACUCAGAUGAUGAUAGACCAUCCAAAGUCAAGGGUGUAUCAGGCCUCAUUGAAGUAGAAAAUCCAAACCGUGUAGUGAAGAAAAACAAGAAAUUGAACAAUUUGGACAAUUUAGGCGAAGGAGAGAAACCUCAAUUAUCAAGGCGUGAACGAGAAGAAAUAGAAAAGCAACGUGCUGCGGCGGCGUAUCAAAAGUUGCAUGCAGAAGGCAAGACCGAGCAAGCGCGAGCUGACCUCGCGCGACUGGCUAUCAUCCGCCAACAACGAGAGGAGGCUGCCAAACGCAGGGAGGCUGAGAAAAAGGCUAAGGAAGAAACACCCAAGAAAAGGUAGAUUAAUGAGGUGACGAGGUGCCGUUUCGCCGUUUCGCUCAUAAUCUCAGGCUAGGUGGCUUUCCGAAUCACUCCUACUGAACAUUGUGAUCUUUUAUAUCUUAUACAAAUUUUUGCAUAUGGAAUUGUCCGUUCAUGUAUAAUGCAUAAUAUGUUUCUCCAUCUAUGAUUUUGCGAAGCUUCCCUAGCUGUGACAUACUUUUGUUUGAAAUCCCAUUGUUUCUUCAUUUGACUGAAAGAGAGCUUGGUUCCGCCAAGUCUGGUCACCCAAUCUUUAGUCAAAAUUUAAAGUUACAAACUGAAAAUUAAGUGUGUUACGCCAAUAUGGUGGCUAACUUGUAGUCUUGUUGUUUUUAUAUAUCUAGGUAAAUUAAAUGUUAUAUUUACAAGAUGUGAGCAGCAUUAAUUUUAAAUGAAAUGGUUUAUAAGUGUCUACAUUAUGAAUAAAGGGGAAAACACUGCAUCAGAUGCAGUAAAUGUGGUGUUUUAUUGAUCAGUUUCUGGCAUGUAUGCAUGCAAUUGUAAACAUAUUGAUAUUUCCUAUGCAUGCCACCCGAAUGUAGACAUUUAUUUUUAGUAAUCAUGUAUAAUUAUGCCAUAAAUACUUAAUUCCGUCAAUGUUAUUUAAUUUAACAGCAAUAUUGAUAUAUGAUUCCGUAAACAAAAUAAUGUCGUAAACUAUGAAUGUAUAAAUUUAAAUACUUAUAUAACUUAUAAUACUUAAUGAAAUAUUGUAAUAAUGAAAGGUUCAAUGUCAUCAAAGUUAUUUUUAAUUCCACCGGAGGAUGAAAUGCUUUAUGAAAUUUUCAUUGGUAUUGGACUAGUCUUUGUAACUGCGCCAACUCCCCAAUGAUAGAAUUUUAUCUAGAUAAUAUUUACGAACCACAUAAACAAUGAUGAUUUCAUAAAGCAUUGUAAUUGUAUGAAUUUGCUUAGGACUAAUUGUUAGAUAGUCUCACUAGACAAUUUUUAUAAAAGCAAAUGUGUAUCUAUAUAAUAAAAAUUGAAAAUGACUCUUU
Spodoptera litura is the source of this 1701-nucleotide messenger RNA. Its product is annotated as 28 kDa heat- and acid-stable phosphoprotein. Lineage: Eukaryota; Metazoa; Arthropoda; Insecta; Lepidoptera; Noctuidae. The record is from RefSeq and is a predicted model, not a curated record.